UUAUUUUUUCUAUUUUCUGUGAAAUGAAAGCCCUCCACGAGGUGAAUAUGCUAUCUUGAUCUUGUCCUUUCCCUUCUUUCCCUGACAGCACAAUGUCCAACCCGACCUUGUUCUUUCCCUUUCUUCUCGUUAUCCCUUUCGUUCAUUCACUUGAGUUUAACUUUACCAGUUUCAGGCCACGUGAUCCAAAGGAAAUUGCUUACCAAGGGGAUGCAACACCUAACGGGGCCAUUGACUUUACAACUAUGGUUGAUCCUGCUCGAGUUGGUUGGGCCACCUUUACCGGGAAGGUGCCUAUCUUGGACCCAGGAUCGGGUAAGGCUCUCAGUUUUAGCACCAGUUUCUCCUUCAUAAUUGACAACUUAGACAAUCCAAAAUACGGUCAUGGCCUCAUUUUCUUUCUUGCACCUGUGGGAGUCCAAAUCCCACCCAACUCAGCUGCUGCGUUCUUUGGUCUGUUUAAUCGGUCUAAUAACUACAACUCUUUGUUCCCGCUUGUUCAUAUCGAAUUCGACACGUAUCACAAUCAAAGAUGGGAUCCUAUUGGUGUUGAAUCUCAUGUGGGAAUCAACGUCGAUUCACUUAAAUCCUACAGUUACACUUCUUGGAAUGCAAGUUCACACAUGAAAGAUAUAUGUCAUGCACGGGUUUCAUAUGAUUCUGCUACCAGUAACUUGAGCGUAUCUUGGACUUAUGAACUGUCAGCUGAUCCUCGAGAGGCUUCGAGUCUGUUUUACAUCAUUGAUCUUGCCAAGGUUCUGCCUAAGAAAGUUACAGUUGGGUUUUCAGCUGCUACCGGAUCCAACAAAGAGUUACAUAAACUUUUAUCGUGGGAGUUUAGUAUAGAGGAUAUAGAGGAAACCCCUAACAGGACGGGGAUGAUAGUUGGUGUUUCGGUUUCAGCAUUUGUGCUACUGGUUUCUUUGGUCGGGAUAUUAGUGGCUUUCCAGAGACGGAAACAGAGAAAGAAGAGAGCAAGAGAUGCGAUAAACUUGGUAUCAAUCAAUGAAGAUCUCGAACGAGGAGCAGGACCGAGAAGAUUUUCUUAUAAGGAACUAGCAUCGGCUACCAACAACUUCUUGGACGAAAGGAAGCUGGGUGAAGGAGGGUUUGGAGCAGUUUAUAGAGGGUAUUUAAACGAAUUCGAUAUGAUGGUUGCCGUGAAAAAGUUUGCAGGCAGAUCUAAUCAGGGAAUGAAAGAAUUCAUAACCGAAGUCAAGAUCAUCAGCGGCUUGAGACAUCGGAACCUGGUGCAACUCAUAGGUUGGUGCCAUGAAAAAGACGAGUUCCUACUUGUAUAUGAGUUCAUGCCAAACGGUAGCCUCGAUUCCCAUCUGUUCGGGAAAAGGGCACCUCUAGCUUGGGCUGUAAGGUAUAAGGUAACCCUCGGCCUAGCCUCUGCUCUACAAUAUCUGCACGAGGAGUGGGAGCAAUGUGUUGUACACAGGGAUAUCAAGCCAAGCAACAUAAUGCUGGAUUCUAACUUCAAUGUAAAACUCGGUGAUUUUGGGCUGGCUCGGCUGAUGGACCAUGAGCUAGGUCCGCAGACAACAGGGCUGGCUGGAACGUUCGGCUACAUGGCUCCUGAGUACAUAAGCACAGGAAGGGCGAGCAAGGAAUCCGACAUAUAUAGUUAUGGAGUCGUCACGCUUGAAAUUGUGACCGGGAGGAAAUCAGUUGACCCGAGACAAGGAAAGAUAGAGCCAGAAACAAGUCUAGUGGAGAGGGUAUGGAACCUGUACGGAAGAGGAGAACUCGUUUCGGCCAUCGAUCAGAAACUAGGCAGCGAUUUCGAUAGGAUGAAGGCGGAAUGGCUCAUGGUUGUGGGCUUGUGGUGUGCCCAUCCGAACAGAAGCUCAAGGCCUUCCAUGAAGCAAGCCAUACAGGUUCUGAAUUUCGAGGCGCCAUUGCCUAAUCUCCCUCCCAAAAUGCCUCUUGCCACUUAUGAAGCCUCUACCUCUUCUGGUAGCUGCAGUCGAGCUUCUGUUACUUUUUCAAGCUCUCGAAUCGGUCGUUGAAUCUGUCCUUGGCCGGAUCAUUGUCGGGUCUUGUCGUUUAGUUGCUCGUUCUGUACUUUGGUACUUUUUCCCUCUGUUUCUUGAUGUCUUCUUGGCAAAUCUUUUGUUACGUUUCUGGUUUGGUGGUGAAGGUCUCUUCCCUUGUUUUCAUGGCGUUACAUUGUUGUAAUUCAUGUUUUUAAUUGAACACAUCAUCUGUUUGAUUUUUCCUAA
Messenger RNA from Tarenaya hassleriana, 2231 nucleotides. Its product is annotated as L-type lectin-domain containing receptor kinase IX.1-like. Lineage: Eukaryota; Viridiplantae; Streptophyta; Magnoliopsida; Brassicales; Cleomaceae. Gene Ontology annotation, cellular component: plasma membrane. The transcript has a single exon. Bases 93 to 2018 code for a protein of 641 amino acids. The record is from RefSeq and is a predicted model, not a curated record. Gene Ontology annotation, biological process: protein phosphorylation. Gene Ontology annotation, molecular function: carbohydrate binding; ATP binding; protein kinase activity.